GUCCACCCAACGAGAGCGCCUCUCGCGCUCAGCAGAUACAGGGUUUAUUAUAUUUGUGCGCGGGUCCGUUUAUAUUGUUGCAAAACAGAUGAAACAUUUUCACUUUUUUGAAAGCAUAUUAGUGUGUCUUUAUAUUGUAAACUUGUCUUGAAAUAGCCUAAAGGUGUUUGCUUGUAGUCUUCAUCAUGCUUCAAUUGUCCAUGUGACAUCUUGUCAAACUGUUUUCGAACGAGGGAACUUUAACCAAAUAAUCAAAUUUCUCUGUCAGUUUGGCUUCCAACACCGACGACUCACCUGCAGUUCGCCAUGGCCACGCGCAUACGACCGGUGAGUGCGCAGUAGGUUGAAGAACAUAUACAAUUCUGAGCUAUGUGCCACAUGCUUAGGCUAUUUAUUUGUUCUUCUCAUAUGUCUAAUGGUUGUCAGUUUCAUUGUAUCAUAGUGUGUCUUUUUGUGUCUGUCUGUCUUUACUGAAUGUUGUCCCUUUACAGAGCAGUAAGCGGUGUGCAGUGAUAGGAGGCUCUGGGUUCCUGGGUAGACACCUGGUAGAGAAGCUCUUGGAUAAGGGCUACACUGUGUCAGUGUUUGACAUCAGACAGAGCUACGAACUACCUGGAGUCACCUUCCACCAGGGAGACCUCUGUGACAAACAGGUGAGUCUGUCUGUCUGUAUAUGAAGAGUCUGUGCACUGAGCUGGUUGGGGCCUUGUUAGGGUCUAUGGCCUUUGUGCCUUGUGUGUACAUGUUAGGCCUGUGUGUGUCUUCGUGUGUGCUUGUGUGUGUCUGCAUCUGGGCAUCAUUGUGUGUCCCUAUCCCAGGCUCUCCUAACAGCCCUCCAAGAUGUCUCCCUGGUGUUCCACUGUGCCUCUCCAGCCCCAGCCAGUGAUGACAAGGCUCUGUUUCAGAGAGUCAACAUCCAGGGGACACAGACUGUCCUACAGGCCUGCACCGAGGCCGGAGUACAGGUAGGGGGCAGUAUAGAGUUACUACUAGACAGACAGGCCUGUCAUACAAUAUAUUACAAUAAAGACAGACUCAAUUCAAUGAAAGAAAUGCUCUGUUAAAAUACUUGGACAUUCUCCCUUCUUUAAUGUAAUUACUGAUCUAGUAAAUAGAUAGUCAGUAAAGGGGACUAACAGUUAAGGUGUUUUUCUGCCUGUCUACUAUAGAAAGUGGUAUUGACCAGCAGUGCCAGUGUCAGGAGCAGGUGCCAGGAGAAGGUGAGGACACUACUACACAGAGACCAAGAUAGAACAGGAGAAGGUGAGGACACCACUACACAGAGACCAAGAUAGAACAGGAGAAGGUGAGGACACUACUACACAGAGACCAAGAUAGAACAGGAGAAGGUGAUGACACUACUACACAGAGACCAAGAUAGAACAGGAGAAGGUGAGGACACCACUUCACAGAGACCAAGAUAGAACAGGAGAAGGUGAGGACACUACUACACAGAGACCAAGAUAGAACAGGAGAAGGUGAGGAAGCUUGUUUAUUUUGUAGAAUAGCCUUAUCAAAGUUAUGUUAAUGGUACCAGAGCAUUGCUAGGGGGGAGAACUUGCCUACACAUUAAGACAUUGAUGCUGACCUAUCCAUACAUGUAACAUACACUCUACAUGCUCCACAUCAGCUCCACAUUAAAUAAGUAAUGUUCUCCUCUAUCUGCAUCUUGUCUCUCUGUGGUGUCUCAGCUGGUUCUGAAGGCCUGUGACAAAGAGAAGGGUCUCCUGACGGUGGCCAUCCGACCUCACGGUAUCUUCGGCCCCCGGGACCCCCAGCUGGUGCCCAUCCUGGUCGACACGGCACGCAGGGGCAAGAUGAAGUUCAUCAUCGGGUCAGUCAGUCAUACACAGGACUGGAAUGAAACAUGGACUCUUCCCUAGACAUAGUGGGAUCAACCAAAGUUAAAGUUUUAUGGAUAUGAUACAUCGCUAACAGACCAGACACUAACUAGAGGUAAGAGACAGAACUAGUCUGUUUGGUAACAUCGCUAAUAGACCAGACACUAACUAGAGGCAAGAGACAGAACUAGUCUGUUUGGUAACAUCGCUGAUAGACCAGACACUAACUAAAGUCUAUUAAUCUAAAGUGGAAGUUGGGAGAGUUCUACAGUAUUUGAGUGUUUCAGUGAAACGUAAGUGAAGGAGGCCCCGCUCUCUCGCUUUCCCAGAUGCUUAGUUCAUUUCAUUCUGAUCUCCUUUGCAUUAUUGUAGCCAUUUUCUGUAGCCUGUCAACUAUGUGUCUGUCUAUCCCUGUUCUCUCCUCUCUGCACAGGCCAUACAAACACUUCACACCGCGUGGCUGCUACCACUCUCUAAUCUGGUGGUCCCUGCGCGCACGACCCACGUGGAGUUCCAGGUCUCCGGUAGCCUCUGGAACUGCCGUUCUGCGGCCAACAAGGCAAGAGUUCAUCUCAGCCUAUGCCACCCUCCAGUCCCUCGACUUCUUGGCGCUGACGGAAACAUGGAUUACCACAGAAAACACUGCUACUCCUACUGCUCUUUCCUCGUCUGAUCAUGUGUUCUCGCAUACCCCGAGAGCAUCUGGUCAGCGCGGCGGUGGCACAGGAAUCCUCAUCUCUCCCAAGUGGACAUUCUCUCUUUUUCCCCUGACCCAUCUGUCUAUCUCCUCAUUUGAAUUCCAUGCUGUCACAGUCACUAGCCCAUUCAAGCUUAACAUCCUUGUCAUUUAUCGCCCUCCAGGUUCCCUUGGAGAGUUCAUCAAUGAGCUUGAUGCCUUGAUAAGUUCCUUUCCUGAGGAUGGCUCACCCCUCACAAUUCUGGGUGACUUUAACCUCCCUACGUCUGCCUUUGACUCAUUUCUCUCUGCCUUCUUCUUUCCACUCCUUUCCUCUUUUGACCUCACCCUCACACCGUCCCCCCUACUCACAAGGCAGGCAAUACGCUUGACCUCAUCUUUACUAGAUGCUGUUCUUCUACUAAUCUCACUGCAACUCCCCUCCAAGUCUCCAACCACUACUUUGUAUCCUUUUCUCUCUCGCUCUCCUCCAACACUACUCACUCUGCCCCUACUCAGAUGGUAAUGUGCCGUCGCAAUCUUCGCUCUCUCUCUCCCACUACUCUCUCCUCUUCCAUCCUAUCAUCUCUUCCCUCUGCUAAAUCCUUCUCCCUCCAAUCUCCUGAUUCUGCCUCCUCAACCCUCCUCUCCUCCCUUUCUGCAUCUUUUGACUCUCUAUGUCCCCUAUCUUCCCGGCCGGCUCGGUCCUCCCCUCCUGCUCCGUGGCUUGACGAUUCAUUGCGAGCUCAGAGAACAGGGCUAUGGGCAGCCGAGCGGAAAUGGAGGAAAACUAGACUCCCUGCGGACCUGUCAUCUUUCCACUCCCUACUCUCUACAUUCUCUUCCUCCAUUUCUGCUGCUAAAGCCACUUUUUACCACUCUAAAUUUCAAGCAUCUGCCUCUAACCCUAGGAAGCUCUUUGCCACCUUCUCCUCCCUGCUGAAUCCUCCUCCUCCUCCCCCUCCCUCCUCCCUCUCUGUGGAUGACUUCGUCAACCAUUUUGAAAAGAAGGUUGACGACAUAUUAAGUCAAAUGACAGCGCUGGUCCUGCUCACACUGCCCUACCCUAUGCUUUGACUUCUUUCUCCCCUCUCUCUCCAGAUGAAAUCUUGCGACUUGUGAUGGCCAGCCGCCCAACAACCUGCCCGCUUGACCCUAUCCCCUCCUCUCUUCUUCAGACCAUUUCCGGAGACCUUCUCCCUUACCUCACCUCACUCAUCAACUCAUCCUUGUCCACUGGCUAUGUCCCUUCCAUCUUCAAGAAAGCGAGAGUUGCACCCAUCCUCAAAAAACCUACACUCGAUCCCUCCGAUGUCAACAACUACAGACCAGUAUCCCUUUUUUCUUUUCUCUCCAAAACUCUUGAGCGUGCCGUCUAUAGCCAACUCUCCUGCUAUCUCUCUCAGAAUGACCUUCUUGAUCCAAACCAGUCAGGUUUCAAGACUGGUCAUUCAACUGAGACUGCUCUUCUCUGUGUCACGGAGGCUCUCUGCACUGCUAAAGCUAACUCUCUCUCCUCUGCUCUCAUCCUUCUAGACCUAUCUGCUGCCUUUGAUACUGUGAACCAUCAGAUCCUCCUCUCCACCCUCUCCGAGUUGGGCAUCUCCGGCGCGGCUCACUCUUGGAUUGCGUCCUACCUGACAGGUCGCUCCAACCAGGUGGCGUGGCGAGAAUCUGUCUCCGCACCACGUGCUCUCACCACUGGUGUCCCCCAGGGCUCAGUUCUAGGCCCUCUCCUAUUCUCUCUAUACACCAAGUCACUUGGCUCUGUCAUAUCCUCACAUGGUCUCUCCUAUCAUUGCUACGCAGAUGACACACAAUUCAUCUUCUCCAUUCCCCCUUCUGAUAACCAGGUGGCGAAUCACAUCUCUGCAUGUCUGGCAGACAUAUCAGUGUGGAUGUCGGAUCACCACCUCAAGCUGAACCUUGGCAAGACAGAGCUGCUCUUCCUCCCGGGGAAGGACUGCCCGCUCCAUGAUCUCGCCAUCACGGUUGACAACUCCGUUGUGUCCUCCUCCUAGAGUGCAAAGAACCUUGGCGUGACCCUGGACAACACCCUGUCGUUCUCCGCUAACAUCAAAGCGGUGACCCGUUCCUGUAGGUUCAUGCUCUACAACAUUCGCAGAAUACGACCCUACCUUACACAGGAAGCGGCACAGAUCCUAAUCCAGGCACUUGUCAUCUCCCGUCUGGAUUACUGCAACUCGCUGUUGGCUGGGCUCCCUGCCUGUGCCAUUAAACCCCUACAACUCAUCCAGAAUGCUGCAGCCCGUCUGGUGUUCAACCUUCCCAAGUUCUCUCACGUCACCCCGCUCCUCCGCACACUCCACUGGCUUCCAGUUGAAGCUCGCAUCUGCUACAAGACCAUGGUGCUUGCCUAUGGAGCUGUGAGGGGAACGGCACCUCCUUACCUUCAGGCUCUGAUCAGUCCCUACACCCAAACGAGGGCAUUGCGUUCUUCCACCUCUGGCCUGCUGGUCCCCCUACCUCUGCGGAAGCACAGUUCCCGCUCAGCCCAGUCAAAACUGUUCGCUGCUCUGGCACCCCAAUGGUGGAACAAGCUCCCUCACGACGCCAGGACAGUGGAGUCACUGACCACCUUCUGGAGACACUUGAAACCCUACCUCUUUAAGGAAUACCUGGGAUAGUAUAAAAGUAAUCCUUCUACUAUAUUUUACUUUUGAGAUUCUUUAUAUAUAUAUAUAUAAAACAAAUAAAUUAUGAAUUAAAAAAUUAGCAAAAUAUUAAAUUGUAAAGUGGUUGUCCCACAGGCUGUCAUAAGGUGAAUGCACCAAUUUGUAAGUGGCUCUGGAUAAGAGCGUCUGCUAAAUGACGUACAUGUAAAUAUGGGGCUGCCCUUGUUGAUGUUGUCUCUCUCUCUGCCUCGGUCUUCUCUCUCUGUCUCUAGUGAUGGUUGUAACCUGGUGGAUUUCACUUUUGUGGAGAAUGUGGUUCAUGGACACAUCCUGGCAGCUGAGAGUCUGAGGCCAGAGUCUCCUAUCUGUGGCAAGGUAGGAACCCUCUAUAUGUCCUAGCUCAUAUGGUAGACCUGCCUGCACUGUGCAACUGUGUGAUGAUGACCAAUAGGGUCAACUGUUCUGUGUUCGAAGAAAGAGAUUCCUUUCGCACUCACACAAUAUUUGUUGGGUUCUAACCUAUGUUCCCUCUAAACUACGCGUGGGCGCGCUGCUCUCAAUCGGACUGCUGCACAGAAGAAAUAUCCACCCUUGCAGAGAAGCACGAGAUUGAACUUCACUCACCUUUCUUGAGUUUUCCCCUUUAGUUAACACUAUCAACGUUUCCCUUUACUGUGGGAAUUGUGAUCGAAUCAACGCAAUGUUAGCCAAUUUCAAUGUAACAUACGGAAACAAAACUAACUAUGCAAGAGAUUUUCUUGCAGGCAGAGCGCAUUGGAGUAGGAUUAUAUUGCAUUGACAGGCACGAGUCAGGCAAGUACUCUACACAGACCGGUGCGCCAUAACCAAUCAGCGCUGCAGUAGGCCUAUAUGCAAAUAGCCAUUGCUAUAUAUGGAUCUGUGCCUUUCACUUUGAACUGGACAAUGUUUAGGCUACAGUAUGAGCGGUCGCGAGGAGGUGCGCUUGUUUUGAGAUCAAAACGAGUGCUGCAUGUAACCACGUGUACACAUUUGUUCAUAUCCUUUGCUAGUUAGUGAGUUAUUAGCCCAGUUAUAGCUCAUUUCUAGUCAACAAUGGGGGAAUAAUUGCUUCCUACAAGAGCACAAAACCUGUGCGUUUCUAGCCAUCUUUGAAAAGCCAGUCAAGUAAAGAGCUUUUUUUUAUGUCUUAAAGGGGCAGUGUUGUAUUUUGAGAUGGUCUUGAAUAAGCUAAGUAGCCAAGAGGAAGAGCGUAGCAUAAUUUGUCUGAUUCUCUGUAAUAAUGGUAUGGGAAUAAUAAUGCAUUUUAUUUUGUAAAGUGGUUUACAUUUACAUUUACAUUUUAGUCAUUUAGCAGACGCUCUUAUCCAGAGCGACUUACAGUUAGUGAAUACAUAUUUUUUUAAAUACUGGCCCCACGUGGGAAUCAAACCCACAACCCUGGCGUUACAAACGCCAUGCUCUAUCAACUGAGCUACAUCCCUGCCGGCCAUUCCCUCCCCUACCCUGGACAACGCUGGGCCAAUUGUGCGCCGCCCAUGAGUCUCCCGGUCGCGGCCGGCUGCGACAGAGCCUGGAUUCGAACCAGGAUCUAGUGGCACAGUUAGCACUGCGAUGCAGUGCCUUAGACCACUGCGCCACUCAGGAGUUAAGGUUUCUUGCAUCAAACACCAUUUUCAGUCACCUCCUUGUUUAAAGGACAAGUGGAUAAACAGGUUAAUGUCAAGCCCUGCAUAUUAAAAAAAAAAAAGUAUCAUGGAAUGUAGGCCUACAUUGAACACCACACAUUGGCUGCUACUGUAGGCUGAAUGAUAGAACAGCUAUUUCCAUAUUUAAAUGUUAUGGGAUGCAUUUCUCUCUAUUGUUUUUGAUGGUAGGCCUCUCUGAACGGCCUACAUUAUGAUCAAAUGGCCACUGUUAAAACUGUAACUUAAAGCAGGUACAGCCUCAGUGUUCACAGUAAUCGCGCGCCGGAAGUUGCACAGAAUUUCAUAACCUUCAAGUUUGCACUCAGCAGACCUUACAUUUGCUCACAUUUUUUUGAGGGAACAUUGGUUCUAACAAACGGCGUCCUCAAUUGCAUAUUCAGAACUUGAACAGAAAUUAUUUUGAACUUAACAACAUAAAUUGAGGUAUUUAGAGCACUAUAUAGGUAGAGAACAUUGAACAGAACAAGGUUAUGUCAAUUACUCAAUUUCACCAAAAAAUGCAGAUAGAACCUUUAUAGUCCCAAGCUGUCGAUAUAGAGCCUGGAAAUACAGUGCAACAAAGUGGGACUUGAAAGGGGUGUGGGCUAAAAUCGAGGCGGGAGAGGGAGAGCCUGCUACAGCUGUAUUAGAUGGGACUUGGAAAAAUUCUGAAAUUCGGCAAUUCAAAUUAAUGUUCCAUCACAGCGGCCAUAUUAUUUAUGGGUUAGGGUUAUUUUUGGGAAGCUCAAUUAAUUGAGUUUGGGCAUAUAAAGUUUAUAUGUGAAAACUAGUUCUAAGAUGCAUACAGAACCAGUCAGAAGUUUGGACACCUACUCAAUCCAGGGUUUUUCUUUUCUUUUUACAAUUUUCUACAUUGUAGAAUAAUAGUGAAGACAUCAAAACUAUGAAAUAACACAUAUGGAAUCAUGUAGUAACCAAAAAAGUGUUAAACAAAUCGAAGAUAUAUUUUACUUUUUAGAUUCUUUAAAGUAGCCAUCCUUUGCCUUCAUGACAGCUUUGCACACUCUUGGCAUUCUCUCAACCAGCUUCAUGAGGUAGUCACCUGGAAUGCAUUUCAAUUAACAGGUGUGCCAUAUUAUGGCAAAAACAGCUCAAAAAAGCAAAGAGAAAUGACAGUCCAUCAUUACUUUAAGAAAUGAAGGUCAGUCAAUCCGGAAAAUUUCAAGAAGUUUCUUCAAGUGCAGUCGCAAAAACCAUCAAGCACUAUGAUGAAACUGGCUCUCAUGAGGACUGCCACAGGAAAGGAAGACCCAGAGUUACCUCUGCUGCAGAGGAUAAGUUCAUUAGAGUUACCGGCCUCAGACAUUGCAGCCCAAAUAAAUGCUUCACAGAGUUCAAGUAACAGACACAUCUCAACAUCAACUGUUCAGAGGAGACUGCGUGAGUCAGGCCUUCAUGGUCUAAUUGCUGCAAGGAAACCACUACUAAAGGACACCAAUAAGAAGAAGAGACUUGCUUGAGCCAAGAAACAUGAGCAAUGGACAUUAUACCGGUGGAAAUCUGUCCUUUGGUCUGAUGAGUCCAAAUUUGAGAUUUUUGGUUCCAACCGCUGUGUCUUUGUGAGAUGCAGAGUAGGUGAACGGACGAUCUCCACAUGUGUGGUUCCCACCGUGAAGCAUGGAGGAGGAGGUUUGGGGGUGCUUUGCUGGUAACACUGUCAGUGAUUUUAUUUAGAAUUCAAGGCACACUUAACCAGCAUGGCUACCACAGCAUUCUGCAGCGAUAUGCCAUCCCAUCUGGUUUGCGCUUAUUAUUAUUAUAUAUUUUUUUUUAACCUUUAUUUAACUAGGCAAUUCAGUUAAGAACAAAUUCUUAUUUACAAUGAUGGCCUACACCGGCCAAACCCGGACGACGCUGGGCCAAAUGUGCAUCGCCCUAUGGGACUCCCAAUCACGGCCGGUUGUGAUACAGCCUGGAAUCAAACCAGGGGGUCUGUAGUGACGCCUCAAGCACUGAGAUGCAGUGCCUUGGACCACUGCGCCAAUCGGGACUAUCAUUUGUUUUUCAACAGGACAAUGACCCAACACAUUGUGUAAAGGCUAUUGGACCAAGAAGGAGAGUGAUGGAGUGCUGCAUCAGAUGAACUGGCCUCCACAAUCCCCCGACCUCAACCCAAUUGAGAUGGUUUGGGAUGAGUUUGAUCGCAGAGUGAAGGAAAAGUAGCCAACAAGUGCUCAGCAUAUGUGGGAACUCCUUCAAGACUGUUGGAAAAGCAUUCCAGGUGAAUGCCAAGAGUGUGCAAAGCUGUCAACAAGGCAAAGGGUGGCUACUUUGAAGAAUAUAAAAUAUUUUGAGUUGUUUAACACUUUUUUGGUUACUACAUGAUUCCAUAUGUGUUAUUUCAUAGUUUUUAUGUCUUCACUAUUAUUCUACAAUGUAGAAAAUAGUAAAAAUAAAGACAAACCCUUGAAUGAGUAGGUGUGUCCAAACUUUUGACUGGUGCUGUACUUUCCGAUUUCCUGAACUCACUUCCUUGUUUAGCCUACAGUAAAUCACUUGCACUGCUUGCACUUUGAUAUCCACAAUGUAGAGGGGAGGUUCUAAGGGUUAUGCUGUAUCAGGGAUCGGCAACUUUUUUGGGGGAACUCAGUCGGGGUCGCAACUUACAGUUGCGAGUUAGAAAGUGCAAUUUCGAAAUUUGGUUGUGCAUCUGCAGUUUUUCUCUUAUGUCAGUCAAUUAGCCCAUGUCAGCUAUUUUUUUUUUUAGAUUGCUAAGUUAGUUUAGUGACCAGUUAUCUAAACUUUUUAUUACUGGCCGGGGGGGCCCUAUUGAUUUUGUUAGUCAGUCUGAAUCAGAUAUUAUAUCAUAUAGUACGCAGACCCAUGAUGAGUUCUGAUUUGUUGUGGCCCCACCCCCAUCAAAGUUGCCCAUUCCUGUGCCAGAUGGUGAUGGACUGAGAGAUCAGCCAAUAAACUCCCGCUAGAUUUUCUUCCCGCUCCUGCCAUAGGCUCCAUUCAAGUCCCUUUCUGAGGCGCUGUGAAACCAGACGGUUCCAAAAAGAAUGAGGUGGCUGGUGGACAAGAUUAGGUUCUAGCCAAUGUAUGGCUACAGAGAAUGAAUAGGAAUGUCUUACCCUAACUCUGUCAAUUUUCUCAAUCCGUAUUGACUGGUCUUCCUCCCCCUCCAGGCGUACCACAUCACUAAUGACGAGCCUGUCCGGUUCUGGGACUUCAUGUCAGAUAUUCUAGUAGGUCUGGGCUAUGCUGCGCCGCGCUACCACCUUCCCUACACACUAGUCUACGGGCUAGCUCUGCUGCUGUGGCUGCUGUCUCUGUUACUACGCCCCCUAGUGGCUUUCAAGCCCACCUUCACCCCCAUGAGGGUGGCCCUGGCAGGUACACACCACUUCUACAGCUGCUCCAGAGCCAAGCAGGACAUGGGGUACAAGCCUGUGGUUAGUCUAAGGGACGGGAUCAGACGCACGGUGGCGAGCUAUCCUCAUCUACGUCAUGGAGCCUGAUGGCUAUACCUGCAAUAUGGUAGCCUAGAAACCAUACUGAUAUGCUCUGUGAAACAAUGGUGAAAUGGAUAAUAUCAGUUUGGAUUCAAGGCUAGUGGUAUGGAACCUCACGGCUAAAUCCUAACUUGAGAUCUAUGCACAUAAAUAAUGCACUGAUGUCAAUGGUUGAAAAACAUUUAAGCUGGCAGUUAUGUGUACAGUUCUCAAGUUAAGAUUCAACCCCAAGGGACGGACUGUGUUUCAUAUUCUCACCAGUGUCUUAAGUCUUGUUCUUUAGGUAAACAAGUUUUCUUUCAAACUCACAUAUAUUUUUUGGCCCAUAAUACUAACUGGGGGUAUGAGCCUUUGAAAUGAGUGUGUUCUCUCAUAAUGUCUGUAGGCCUGUAUGAGGAUCUGUGAACACUCACCUUUUCUAGAACUUUCUGUACUCCAUUUUUGCCUGGCUUCAGUACCUCUCUUCACCAAUAGAGAGCAGCACACAUUUCUUCUCUCUGUGGAAUGAGGAUACACAAUCUAACAUGGAGAUGUUUCCAGCACUUCCUCUUACCAUUAUUCAUGAGCACUCAUUUUGAUGUAUGAGUGAUACAUUUACUGUGACUGUUUUCCCUCUACAGAUAUCUUGUUUCUAUUUUCUUAUACAAAUCACAAUCAAUCAUGCAGUUUGUUCAUUUCAAAUAAAAUAUGUUAUGCCUUACAUUCCCUUAAUCUAAACA
Coregonus sp. 'balchen' is the source of this 11015-nucleotide messenger RNA. NCBI's taxonomy places the organism in Eukaryota, Metazoa, Chordata, Actinopteri, Salmoniformes, Salmonidae. The record is from the annotation of a GenBank genome assembly.